Messenger RNA from Aspergillus versicolor CBS 583.65, 3783 nucleotides. RefSeq lists its product as uncharacterized. NCBI's taxonomy places the organism in Eukaryota, Fungi, Ascomycota, Eurotiomycetes, Eurotiales, Aspergillaceae. The transcript is spliced from 9 exons. The record is from RefSeq and is a predicted model, not a curated record. Gene Ontology annotation, biological process: carbohydrate metabolic process. Bases 1 to 3783 code for a protein of 1260 amino acids.
AUGAUCUCCCAACUUGGUGCUGCGUGGCUCUUAGGGCAUACUGUCCCUGGUGCUCUGGCGCUGUCUUUCAGUGUGCCUGCGACCCCACCGGAGAAUGCCAGUAAACAACUGUCUGCCGCACCAGUUGGUGUUUCACUUGAGUUCUUCACUUUCCCCGGGUACAUGAACGAUGUUGCGGCGACCACGACGUGUCUUGAGAACCUCAAAGACUUGAGUGGGACAUGGCCGCCCAUGAGAAUUGGCGGGACUACCCAAGACCGAGCAACGUAUGAUGCCUCCUCUCCGGAUGCCGUCACCUACUCCGUCGAUGAUCCUGCUGAUGCGCCGGAAACCCUGACAUUCGGUCCCUCGUUUAUGACCCUGGCUUCAGAGUAUGCUGGGAGUGUUGUUCUGGGCCUCAAUCGCCGACUCAAUAAUAUCGAAAACACUAUCAGUGCUGCGAGCCUAGCCGUGAGCGAGAUGGGCAAUUUAAACGCCAUCGAGCUGGGGAAUGAACCAAACUUCUUCGGUGAUAGCGACCCCAUCGCCAAUGGCGCAUCCUGGACCGCAGAAGCAGACUACGCCUCGCAAGUUCAAUGGCAGGACGCAGUGUGCGGGAACCUUUCCGCCACCGAAAUAAUAUCGGCUGGUGUAUACUUUGGGACAUCGCCGAUGAGCAUCCAAGAACUGAUCCAGGAGGAGGGAGACGCGAAUAGCUACGUGAAGGAUUACUGCUCGCAUAACUAUCCGCAGUCGUCGCCAAAUUAUGAUCUCGCUGCGUUGAUGAGCCAUAGUGGGAUUGCGUCGCAGAUCGCGCCUUUUGCUGGUGAAGUUGCUGCUGCCGCGGAGGCUGGGAAACCCCAUGUUUUUGGGGAGACUAAUUCUGCUACGCAAGGAGGCGGCGGCAUCAGCCCGACAUUUGGAGCGGCGUUGUGGAUCGUGGACUAUGUGAUGCAACUAGUAACCAUGGGCACUGAUGCAAUUUACUUCCACCAAGGAACGAUCGGAAACUGCCAGUACUGCUGGUGGGGACGAUACACGACCGGAGCCCCAUACUACGGAGCAUACUUCGCAACAAUGGCCCUGGCGAACGCAGACAAAAUCGCGCCCUUGGACGACCAAUCUACCGCAUACGCCGCAUACGCCAUCUACGAGAAUGACAGUCCGGUGCGUGUGCUGCUGUAUAACUCGGACUACUACAGCACCGGCACGCGCCCGUCAGAGACCUUUACGCUGUCCGGUUUAAGUGCGUCUACUGUUACUGCCAAACGACUGACAGGCGCGUAUUCAACCUCUCGAGUGGAUGAAGGAGAGAGCCCCACUGUUGCUGGCCAGACGUUUGGAAACGGGGAUUGUACUGUCCAGGGAACGGAGAGUGUUGAGACCGCGACAGUUUCUGGGGGAGAAGCGACUUUCACCGUCGGUGCUUCUGAGGCGCUGUUGACAAUCAACGAGCUCCAGGCCAACUGGGUCUGGGUCCCUAACUGGGUUGAUUCGUCCUCGUUAAAUACGGCUGGUCGGAUUGUUCGGUUUAAGCGACAGUUUCCACUAUCUACUCGACCUAAGCAAGCGUUAUUACAUUUCUCCGCCGAUACACGAUAUAAGCUGUUUGUCAAUGGAGAGCGCGUGGCGGUUGGGCCCACGCGGGGCAGUCCGUGGAUCUGGUACUACGAUACCCUCGACAUUGCGCCGUAUCUGCGAGAAGGAAACAAUGCUAUACAGUUUGAUGUGAUACGCUAUUUUGCAGCUGUCCGUGGUGCGAUGCCUUUUCAAAGGACGGCACUCCCGGGUCUGACGGUCAUCGGGAGUGUUGAGACUGCGAACGAGACCCUGGAGAUCAACACUGCCAGCGAGUGGGAGGCACAGAUUGACGACAGUAUUCAGUUCCCGAUGGGAUUGGUGGAUGAUCCGUUUCUACAUAUUAACGAGCGUAUCUCUCCGACUGCCCUCUCUCCGCCAGUACAGCCAAUAGUAUACGGUAUCAAGACUCUAAAUGGUGAACUGGCGCCCUGGAGACUGCGACCACGGCCUAUUCCUAUGCAUGAGGAGGGAAAAGUCGCUGUUAAUACCGUUCGUGAUUGUCAGAGCAGACUUCCUGCAGAACAGUGGGCGGCCAGCCUGGCAGAGGGGAAAGCAAUCGAUCUCCCUGAGAAUUCAUCCCAUACACUGGAAAUGCAGGCAGACGUUCAUUCAACUGCAUUUCUACGGUGGACCUUUGAAGCAGCAAAGUCAUCAUCUGUCCGUCUCAAAGUUACAUACUCUGAAGGGUAUGAGCUGGAUCCGCGUGCAUAUCCCUUCUUCCGUACCAAAGCAGACCGACUCGAUGCUACGAAUGGACAUCUUAUCGGUCCAUUCGACGAGGUACACUUGGAGGUGUCUGGCGCGAAGCCACUUAUAUACGAGCCAUUCUGGUUUCGCACAUUCCGUUUACUGCGAAUGGAGAUCACAGUCGGAUCCGAACCAGUGAGCCUUACCGGCUUCGAAGCGACGCAAGUAAACUAUCCUCUCGCAGUAAAAGCGAGCUGGGACAAUCCAGGAGACCCCGAUGGUAGUGCCAUAUGGGAUGUCUCGAUCCGCACCCUGCGCAACUGCAUGUUCGAUGGGUAUUCCGACUGUCCAUUCUACGAGCAGCUUCAAUAUUCCGGUGACUCCCGCUCAGUCGGCCUCUUCCACUACCUGCUCUCCGGCGACGACCUUCUCAUGCGACAAGCAAUCACCAACUACGCAGCGUCGAUUACAUUCGAAGGCCUCACGCAGUCACGAUUCCCAUCGCAUGUUCCGCAAAUUGUCGCCGGGUUCUCCCUCUACUGGAUCCUGCAGGUAUGCGAUCACCAUCUAUACUUUGGCGAUACGGCUUUCACGCGCUCGUUUCUUCCCCGCGUGGACGGUGUACUUGAAUUCUUCAAUGCGCAUAUCGACGACCUCGGGCUUGUAAGUGGUCUUCCGGAAGAUGUCUGGCAAUAUGUGGAUUGGGUUACGACGUGGGGUGCAACAGACGAGCAUCCUGACAAGGGCGUCCCGACGUCCGGGAGGAAGUCGAAUCGACAUACAUACUUUAGUCUCCUGUAUGCGUUCGUCCUACAGAAAGCAGCGCAACUAGUCCGGGAUGUAGGACGGCCAGGGUACGCAGAGGAGUACGAGUCUCGCGCAGCUUCACUACAGGAGGCUGCCCGGAAACAUUGCUACGACGGGCAGUUCUUCACGGAUUCGACGACCGAUAUUGCCGGAGAUGAUUCAUACUCGCAGCACUGCCAGGUAUUUGCAAUCAUUUCCGGUACUGCAGCUCCAGAAGACCGCGCUCGGCUCUUGAGAGAAUCAUUUGCGGAUCCUAAGUUCUCUAAGUGCUCAUAUAUGAUGCGCUUCUAUGCGCUGCGUGCAUUCAGUAUAGCUGGAGACGAAGUAUACGAGGGGUUCUGGGAUCAGGCAUUCCAGCCGUAUAGGAAGAUGCUUGCACAGAACCUGUCGACGUGGGAAGAGGAUGAUGUGAGGCAGCGCUCGGAUUGCCAUGCAUGGGGGAGCGUUCCUAUCUAUGAAUACUGUGUGGAGUUGGCUGGUAUUCAGCCUACUUCUGCUGGAUGCAAGAAGGUGCUCUUCAAGCCAAGACUUGACCUUAGCGAUGCUUUAAAUGCUAGGGUUGCCCUUGGUAGUGAUAACAUUGCCAGUAUCUCCUGGACUACAAGGAAUUCCGGAGAGAAGGAUGUAUAUUUGAAGUUGAGCAAGGCGGUUGAGGUUGUCAGUCAACUCCCAGGGCGACACCAGGUUGAGCACGGUCUCAUUGACAGCCUCUGCCUGGUGUUUGAGUAA